AUGUUUGCCCAGGUCAAGCCGGACCCAGACGCCCCGACGCCUUACAUCAAACCCGACCCCGACAAUAAAGACACUGUUCUUGCUGAUAUCGACGAAGAUAUUUACGAUGAUGACGGGGACCUGGACUUUUCAAACGCUGGGCAGAACGUGUGGCUUUCGCGCAUCCCGCGAUCGCUCUGGGAGCAUUGGGCGAGUCUCGAUGACGACGAAGAGAUACAGAUUGGAACGAUGAGAAUAGAGGGCCCACCGAAUGAUAUUAAACGGGUCAGUAUUCGUCUCAACGAACGAGAAGACAACCGCGAUAUCCCUAAGGACUACAUACUGCAGCGACAGACCAUCAACCCGGGAAACGUAACAUCCCAUGCGACACAAAACACCUAUCUAUUCACGGAAAAAGACAUACCUGGUCAUGAAAAUCGCAUGGUGGUUUUCGGAGAAGCGCGAUCGGCAUUAUACGAAGCCAUGAAGCGCGAUGCAAGGAAAAAGGAGCGCAGGAAAAAAUGGGAACCAUACGUGCGGCGAACGGUGCCUAAACAAACCGCCCUCGUAGGAGGUGUCAGCGAAGAGUUUAAUUGCCUUCCAGUCGAGAACGAGGAAUUCCGACGAUUGUCGGAAAAGAGAGCUCUCGAAGCACUAAAGCCCAAACGCGAAACUGUGUUCAUUGACAAGGUUCCAGGCAAGCUUCUCCAAGCGAGAAAUGUGUUGCCUGGAGAGAAGGGCGCCUUUGUGCAAGCUACGAAGCCGGUCAAGGCAAAGGCCCAAGAGAACAAGACCACACGUAUGCCGCAGAACGAACUACUGGAUCUUAUUUACCAGUGCUUCCGCGAAUACAAAUACUGGCCUUUUAAGACGCUCAAGGCGAGACUCCGACAGCCAGAGGCAUAUCUCAAGCAGACCCUGGAGAUGGUUGCGCAUCUGGUCAAGUCCGGCGACUUUGCCAUGACCUGGGAACUCAAACCUGAGGCCAUGGAAAGCAACUACGCAAAUGCACUGUCCUACGGCAAUGCGAAGGAGGAGCUUCCUCCUGGAACCGACUACAACUUUGACGACGGUUCCGAAGAAGAGGCCAAUGCAUCUGGCAUGGUUACUGAUAACGACGAGAUGAAAUUUGAGGACGUUGUCUAA
Aspergillus fischeri NRRL 181 is the source of this 1125-nucleotide messenger RNA. RefSeq names its product transcription factor IIF subunit TFG2. Gene Ontology annotation, cellular component: transcription factor TFIIF complex. NCBI's taxonomy places the organism in Eukaryota, Fungi, Ascomycota, Eurotiomycetes, Eurotiales, Aspergillaceae. The coding region runs from base 1 to 1125 and encodes 374 amino acids. Gene Ontology annotation, biological process: transcription initiation at RNA polymerase II promoter; transcription by RNA polymerase II. The transcript is spliced from 4 exons. The record is from RefSeq and is a predicted model, not a curated record.